Messenger RNA from Hevea brasiliensis (rubber tree), 814 nucleotides. Its product is annotated as pumilio homolog 23. Bases 1 to 660 code for a protein of 219 amino acids. The record is from RefSeq and is a predicted model, not a curated record. Gene Ontology annotation, biological process: endonucleolytic cleavage in 5'-ETS of tricistronic rRNA transcript (SSU-rRNA, 5.8S rRNA, LSU-rRNA); ribosomal small subunit export from nucleus; endonucleolytic cleavage to generate mature 5'-end of SSU-rRNA from (SSU-rRNA, 5.8S rRNA, LSU-rRNA). Gene Ontology annotation, molecular function: RNA binding. The transcript has 3 exons. Gene Ontology annotation, cellular component: preribosome, small subunit precursor; 90S preribosome; nucleolus. Lineage: Eukaryota; Viridiplantae; Streptophyta; Magnoliopsida; Malpighiales; Euphorbiaceae.
AUGAGAAUAGAUAAGGAGUUAGAUGAGAAGCUAGAAGGAGAGAGAAGUAAGAAGAGGUUUAGAGUCAAGAAGGAGUUAGUAGGAGGAGUAGAGAAGUUUGAAGUAAGACAGAGAAAAGAAGAAGUGAAUGUGAGAGAAGAGUUUAGGAAAGAAAGGAGUAGAGUGUUUGGAUAUUUUGGAGAGCUUUCAACGCACUCAUCUAGUUCAUUUACCAUUGAGAAGUGCUUCAAUGCCAGUAAUGUGUCAUUAAGAGAGGCCAUAGCAUCAAACUUGUUAGCAGUGCAAACUGAACUAUCCAUGACAAUGCAAGGUCCGUGUCUCUUAAGGAAACUCGAUAUCAACAGAUUUGCUAACCGGCCUGAUCAAUGGAGAUCCAUGCAAGCAUCAAAACAGUCAUUUUACGCAUUUGGAUCAAAUGAAACCAAGCCAUCAAGAAGUGUCUCCUUCAUUGCCGAGGCUUCCAAGAAUACAUCACAACCAAAAGACAUAAAGAAAAUGAGGAAAGAGAUUGAUCAUGCUGUUUCCGGGACUGUUGGAACAACUAAGAAAGCAGUUGAAAGCACCCACCAGAUACCAUUCCUAUCUGUUGAUACGAAUGGGAAGAAGCUACCCAGAAAGUAUAAGCCAACAAAAGUUUCAAAAAAGAAUCCAAAAGGAUGAUGCUGUGCAUUGUAUCAUUUUCACUGUUAGCUUUGUAAUACCUAACUUGAGCUUUGUGGAGUAUGCAUUCUGGGAAUGGCAAUUUGGUUGCACACAUUCUCAAUUAGCAUAGCGGAUACCUUUUGUUGUUCUAUAGUAUUUCUUUUUCCUUGCA